GGAUACUCUCAUCAUAUGAUUCAAUCGUCCUAAAUAAUGACAUACAUCUUCUGGCUACUAAUAUUCAUACAGAUACUCCCAUAUGUCAUAGUAUUGAUUUUACUUAACUGCUCUAAAUAUGUUACCGUCAAAUAUAUUGCGUGGCUAUCACUAAGACAAGUGACUAUACGAUUGAAAACCACAAAGAUCCACAUCAGGAAAAUUUCACUACGGUUUAACUUCUUUAGGUCCAAUGAAACAUCGGGGUUGAAAUUGAUCAACUUGGAAAUUGUUGAUGUUGAAGUGACAACCCUUGAGUCGGGACAGCAAGCUGGCCAUGAUACUCCUGCUAAACCUGCCAAGACUAGCAAGGGUGGAUCAUUGAGUCGAGCAGUCACGUUUCACAUGUCCAAAAAAAUAUAUUCAUUUAUUGAAUCACGAAUUUGCAACAGAAUCAAUAUACAUGUGUUUCGAUUGGCCGUAAAAGGCAAAACCAGUAUAUUUUGCGACUAUACAAGACUCCAAGUGACAAUUAAUGAGCAACAUGACUUUAGAUUUACAAUCACUAUGUUGUCAGGUCUAAUAGCCAAAGAUAAGAAACAGAAUACACAUUUAUUGCGAAAUUUGGAGUUUUAUAUCGAUUGCAAUUCAGUUACAACUUGUAACGACCAGAACAGAGUAAGUUUACAGUUGAUAAAUUUCAAAUUUGCAUUAUCUAUUGGAAGGUUGAACUUGCCAUUGGAAUAUCUCGAACUAUCCAAGCCUAGGAAGGAGGUUUCAAAAGGCCCAAAGGAAUUGCCAGAUCUUCUCAAAUACGUUGGACUUUUACAAGAAUUCUUAGACUUUUUCUCAUCAGCUGAAAUACGAUUAGAAGAUUUCACGUUGUCUCAUAAACAACUAAGCAUAAACUUGACUUCAAUCAUAUCACUAACCAAAAUUGAUAAGGACACAUACUCAAACUUUAAACUUUCAUGGUAUUUAACUUCAUUUAAACUAUAUCACAAGGAGACUCAAUGUGUUGAGAUACCGUCAGGAACAUUAAACCAUGAAUUUGACCCAUUGGAAGCCGUUAGAGUAAUGAAUGCAUUGCUUCAUCGACAAGAAUCACAAGAUACAAUUAAUUUUAACAUAUCUUUGAUUCUCACCAGUCCGACCAUUGAUGUUUAUUAUGACCAGCAAGAAAUUUUAUUUGCCAUUCAAAGGAACAAGAUGAUGAAACGAAUGCAACAAUCAACAGUCAAGAACGAUAUGGCUAAUGAAAUACUUAUGACUAUUGUGCAAAUGAUAAGGUCUAUAUCAGGAACCAUAGAUAUAGUAGAUACCCAUUUGAAUAUUCAUUUACCUGCUAGAGAUUCAAAACAUGAAGAUUUCAACCGGAAUUCUAAAUCGAAUUUAAUUUUCAAAUGCUCAUUGCUGGAUCUUAUGGGGAAGAUCUUCACGAGAAGGAGAAGAAACAAGACUACUAUUGAUUCAUUGAUCAAACUUAAGGAAUUUAGAAGUGAAGUUGAAGGAAACAGGAUUCUGAUUUCAAAAAUUACUUCGUUGAUAACAUACAAUGUUUUAAGCAAUACAGUAGCUAUACGAGUUGCAAGUAAAAUCGUCCGAAUGAAAUCAGUUAAUGAUAUGUUCUUCCAUAUUGUUCGACAAUAUCGUAAUCAACAACGAAUAUUCAAUAAUGAAAAGUAUAAAGAAUGGAUUAAAUCGGCAGAUUAUGAGGCAUUUAUCGAGAAUAACCAUACUUUCCAACCAGUCAAAUCCGAUUAUCUACAAUUAUUUGAAAUUAUUCCUUCAAUUGUGACUUCGAUUAAUGUCAAACUUGGUACUAUUUUGUUAGAUAUAAUAUGUAAAGAGGGAUUACCAUCACAUAUGAUUUAUGACGAGAACUUACAGAAAGAAGUUGAUUUAGCUGAUUUCAGAAGAGGAAUCUCUCUCAGAAUCAAAGAUACUCGUUUCAUAUAUAAACUGAAAAAGGAGCACGUGGAAUUGACUAGUAAUUGUGUUGAAUUGUACACAUUAAGCGAAUAUGAUUCCGAAUAUAUUGAAGAUUUUGAUCAAGUUACCGAAUACAGUGAAACAGAUUCUGAAUACGGUGAUUUGUCAAGUAUCGAGACCCUGAAUGAUAUUGAAGACGAAGAAGAUGAACGAGAAGACGAAUGUACCAAACGAAUUAAAAGAGUUCUUUCAAUCAGUGGUAUUGAUCUCUCCAACAAACACAAAUCUGACGAUAUCAACAAGUUAAUAUUGACAGUACCCUCGGUGGAUGCUCGUAUAGAUAUGUUUUUUGUAUGGUGUAUCUUUUAUGCCAAGACAAUGGUUGAGAGAUUUGCGCCCACUGUUGAAAGCAAUUGUUCCAAGGAUAUGCUUAGACAGAUAGCACCACGAAAGAAAAUCAAAUUGGAUGUUAAUCUUGAUUCAGUAGCUUUAGUCACCAGACUUCCUCGCAAAGUGGAUAUUUUGAUUGAGGUAGACACUGCACAAUUCCGAAAUGUAUCAUCAUUAAAAUCUGUUGAUAUUGGUUAUGCUAGAUUAUAUGUUAUCCAACCCGCCACCAAGCUUUGGGCACGAUUAGUAGUUAUCACACAAACGAAGUUGAAUAUUGAUCUUCGUGGAAAGACAGAUAUCACUCCUGCAUCAAUUAGAUUCAAUGUACCUAAUAGGUUCUUGAUGUAUACCGUUAUCGACAAUUUAAUCACCUUUUUUAAGGCCAUCAAACAAUUGAAGCAUAAUUUCUGGGGAGUAAGUUUAGAGUUUGAUAAAUUUGAGAGAUGUUAUCCUCUGCAAAAAUUGCAUCCAAUGAAAUUCCCAUGCAUUAGGAUAAGAACAAAUAUUUUGGGGCUUGCAUUGGAAAAUGAUGCAUUUGAAAAUGAAUUGGCGAUGAUUUAUGAAUUGGGGAUAGUUGAACACAAAGAAAGAUUAAGAAAACUAAAGAUUUUUGAGAAGAAAGCAGAAGAGAUACUAUCCCAGGCUCAAGAGGAAGAUAUUGAACACAAGAUUGAAUUGUCAGAAGCUGUUCCCUUUGGACCAAGGUUAAAUGAACAUAGGCCCCAUAGUCCAAAUCCGUUUAAAGCAGCAGAAUGUAAGAUAUCUCAAAGCACAGCCAGAUUCAAAGAGAGAGUGAGUAAACUAAGUAGAAAACCCUCGAAGCCAGCUGAGCAAACUUCUAGUGAUCCAGAAGAGCCUCCCCUUUCUUAUACCGUUGCAGAUGCAUUAGAUCAAAUUGAAGCAGCCAGGUCAAGACUUUACGAAAAUAUGUCUACUGCAUGGGUUAACAGAUAUCGAUUUUUCCGUAAGGAGAAAACUGAAAGCUGGAGAACAAGAACCGAGGCUGUGUGGGGCAAAGAUGAAAUUAGAACCAUCAUCAAACAGAAGUUUUCAAUUUUGGCAUAUGCUCAAGGUGCACCAUUAAUGGGAGCUGUAUUCAGGGAUGUUGAUUUAACAUUAGAUAAAUUUAAUGAUGGUGACUUGGAUGAGUUUAUAUAUAAUAAUGCCAGGAAACAGCCAAAGUUGAAGUAUUCUAUUUUAGCACCAUUUCAUAUCGACUUGGUUGCGAAAAAGCUUUAUAUGUUUCUUCGAGAUUAUCCACUACCGCUAAUAUCGUUCCCACCGAAUAGUGAUGCUUCGAAACCUACCAUACACUUGCAAGGAAAUAUAGUCAUCAAUGAGAAAUUGUACGAAAUGCAAGAAGAACUCAGAUAUAUUUUUGUUCCAUUUUCACCUGCCUGUAUUGAUAAUGGCAAAGCCGAUAACUUUUAUUCUGUGUACGUUCCAAGAACCUUAACUCCAGUGAAAAUGAUUGCCAAUAUCCAAUGUGAUUUAAACACCGAUCGUGCAUGUAUGAUUAGUUUCUGUAAGUCAUACACUCCUUCUUUAAGCCUCAUGUUUAGAGCCUUUGAUAAUUUUACCAAGCCAGCAAUUGAUGAUAGUCCAAUAGGAUGGUGGGAUAAAGUUCCAUUGAUCUUACACGGAAGGAUCCAGUUUAAUGUUCACAAUGAAUUAUGUUUACAUAUGAAGAGUUCCACUGAUCCCUAUGCACUUGUAGGAGAUGCUGCUGGGUUUGUUUUUUGUUGGAAGAAUAAUGUGGAAUUGGCUAUUGAUGGUAAUAUUGACAGUAGAAAAUUGAUUACCUUAUCCAGUGAUGAUUUCUUAUUUGUAAUUCCAAAUUAUGGUGCUCUGGCCAAGGAAGCAUGGAGUUUAUUUUAUGAUGAUAAAGACGAUUUGACAAAUCUUGUUGAUGGGGAGUCAAAGAAGUACUUGAAACGAGUUAUUAAAUUGUCGAGUAAGAGCAGAGUCAAAUGGACAUUUGGGAUGAUGUUUGAAAGGAAUAAGCAUGAAUCCAAUAACUUUUCUGAUAAUGAAUUGCGUACUAGUGAGUUCAAACCCCAUUAUGAAGUUAUUGUUACCAAUCCCGCCAAUAGUUAUCAUCCUGAUUCGUACAAGGAUUAUAGGUCUCAUUAUAUCCACAUGGCUCUUGCUGUGAUUUCCAACUCAGAUACAGGACAUUCAUAUAAUGCAGCCCAUCUUACCCCCUUGACAUUUCAAUAUUUCUUCCGUUGGUGGGAUUUGUUAUUACAUCACACAGUUAUGCCAGUUCGAAAUGGGAAUUUGUAUAAAGGCGAUCUGUUGAAGAAGAAGCUGGUUCUGAUGGGUAAGCACUUGUUCACUAUCAAGUAUCAAUUAGUAUUUAAUCCGGUAAUCAUUUCGCACAUGUACCUCCAUGCCAGUAACGACGUGCCUGAUAAGAAUAAUCGCGUGCAGUUCACAGGAUUGAAAUCAAGGUUUACCAAAUUUGAAGUUGAUAUGCAUCAAAGGCGAGAGUUGAUUACUUAUGUCAAUAAGAAAUUAAAUAAACGUACCCAAGUACGUCAUUUGAAGAUGAAUCAAGUUGAAGUAAGUACCGAGAAUAUGGACGUGAGGUUGAUUAGAGCUACAUUCCCAGAUCGAUGUGUAACCAGUAAAGUUGCUCAGUAUGUCAAGGGAGAAUUGAUGUCUUCGGCAUCAAGUAGUUCAUCCAGUGAUGGAUCAUUGAAUGGACGUACAUUUCUGGAUUGGAUGGCUGAUAUUGAUUCGUAUAAUCAAGACUAUUCAUGGUUAGAUCAAGAAGAUUUUAUCGAAUUGGAAGUUAAGGAACCACUUUCUCCAUAUCCUAAAAUUAGAAUUGUUCCAUUUUUGUUUACUCCAAAGUUUAGUUAUUUCCGAGAGUUCACCAAGGAACUGGAGGGACCAUUCCCAUUUGGUAAUGAACCUAUUCAUGAUUGUUUAAUGGAUUUGGAAAAGCCUGCUGCUGUGCAAAGACGGAUUCUACAACAAAGAAUCGAUCGUCUCGAAGAUGAGUUAGAGUCACAACAGAAAUUACUCGAUAGGUAUAAACUUAACGCGCUGCCUGAAUUUGAAGAUGAUAUCAAGAAUUUGGAGACUAAUAUACUACUGUUGAAUGAGAAGAUAGAAGUGGUAAGUACGGCACGGGAUGAAUUUAUCGAAGAACAAGUUGAUGAUGAAGACGGAACAUCGUUAUCGAAGCAAACCUCGAGGCUAUCUGCCUAUUCAGGCCAUUUGUCUAAUGAUAUUCUUGAUGGAUCGGUUUCCCAGUUUCAUAAUAGAUUCAUUAUACAUAACUUGCAGAUGAAGUGGGAUAAUCAGUUGCGUGAUUACUUUCUUUGCUAUUUGGGAAAGGUUGGUGAUAGAAAGAAUAAUGUGUUUUUCAUGUCUAAGGCUGCCGUGGAUUUGGUAGAGAGCAUAAUCAAUGAGCAACAGCAAGAAGAGGAUGGAUUAAAACCUGAAAGUAUUAAACAGCACCGGUCAUUCGACCCAAGCGACUUCAAGACAAGCGAACAAGUAAUUAACAGUUUCCAUGAUGAGUUUGAUCAAGUGAAUGAAGACGAAGAAGUCGACAACAAGUAUUUGAUUAAGUUGAUACAUCCUCAGAUUCAAUUGGUAAGUAAAAAGAAUCCCGAUGCAUGUGUGUUGAUUACGGUUCGUGAUUUGGAAAUACGAAUUAUUGGUGUCAAUAUGCGUGAUAUGGUUAAUACUAUGGAUGAAAAUACGGAAAAUUGCAGCAUGGUGGAAAGAAGAUAUGGGGUAUUGUUAAAGGAUGAACAAAUUUUCGUGGUUUGUAAAAACUCAAUUGUUGAAAAAACUGAUCCUAUGAUUUCCAACUUUGUUUCUGGAUACUCUACUGGUGCUGAUAAUUGGCCACCUUGGUUUGAAUGUGAGGUUUGUUACCAAGGUAAUAAUUCAAUCAAUAGUCGAUAUAUGGUGAGUGAUAGAAGCACAAAGGCCGUAAUGUAUAAACAAAAGAAUCCAUUGUUUGUGGAAGCGUCUAGUAGAUCAGUUGAGAAAGAGCUUGUGGUUUACUUGGGUAAGUUUGUGAUUAAUGCUACUUCAGAUCAGUAUUCAUGCAUUUAUUACGUCUAUAGUGACUUGUUAUUCCAUACUAGGACAUCCAAGGAUGAUGUUACUGGAAGGUUAAAGAAGGUUAUGGCAUUGAGUGAUUCUACCGAUUUCCAUGGAUUGGAUAUUCGAGUCAAGACACUUCAAGAUCAAAUCAGAGAAUACCUGGAGCUAUUGCUAAGCUUUGAUGUUAAACGUGCCCAACACCAUGACUUUGAAAAAGAAUCAUUGGCAGUUUUACAAGUGGAAUUAGUCAAGUUGAAAUUUGAAUUGAUGUAUGUUAUGAAGGGAAUCUCGUUGAGAUUCAAGUCCAAACAAAUCUCCUCGAGUUACUGGAAUGUAUUGGCUGAUCAAAUAAUCUGGCACUUCUUGGAUGAUAAUCGUGAACCAUUCGUUGAUUUUGCAUUAGGGAACACCAGGUUUACUAGAACCGAGUCUGCAGAUGGGACUAAUGUGAACAAUCUCCAGGUUUCGUUUCUCCAAGGAUUUAACUUACAGAAGGAUGCGUUAUAUCCCCAAUUGUUAACACCAUAUGAAAGUGCGCCCGAUGGGAAACGAUUGUUGAAUAUGUCGUGGACAUUGAUGGAACCUAUAGGUGGAAUUCGUAUUGUCAAGGAUGCUAAGGUGGAAAUACAGCCAUUGCAGCUUGAACUAGAGUUUUCAACUGCCAAGAAAUUGGUAUCCUAUUUGUUCCCCAAAGAUGAUUCUGUUGACAUGGAUGAUCUGCAAGAACAUGAUGACUUUGAUGAUAUUUUUGAACAAGAGGAGGAAGGGUAUGCUUCUGAGACGAGUAGUAACAAGUCCAAUUCAUCCAAGAACCCAAUCAAGCGAUUGAUACAGAAAUCUAAACCGUCGUCGUCAAAUUGGUCAGCUAAUGCAUCGACAUCGGUUUCUGAUAAUAUGUCACCUCGGAACUCCAGUGAGAUGAGUUCUAUUACAUCUUUCUCUAAUGAUGAGUUUAGUGAAGGUACGAAAACAAAGACCAAGAAGCUGACAAGGUUGAAAAAGAAGCGAAUUGAAGAUGAUGAAGAUAACUUGGCCCUUGUGACUGCACGGUCCGCCAAGUAUAAAUCGAUAAUUCAUGUUGAAAUUGUCAAGUUUAUUCUAGUUGUCAGUUUCCGUGGACCAAAGAACAACCAUUUACUCGAUGUCAAUCAAUUGCAAUUGAAUGUGCCUAAUCUCACGUAUAACCACAAGAUAUGGUCAGGUGAAGACCUUAUGAAUCGGAUCAAAAAGGAUAUUAUUAAGAUGAUAUUGCAGCAUACAGGUAAGAUUCUUGGGAACAAGUUCAAGAUACCGAAGAAGAGAAGCAAAUUAUCGGAGCCAUUGAAGCAGAUAUCCAAUUAUGGGAAACUAUUGACGUUGGAUGAUUUGCAGCAACAACACCAAGGAAGAGAUUCGAUGGAUUCCUUGGACCUGCCUCGAUCAGAACUGCCACGAGUCACACCCAAACCUCAUGUUAUUAAAAAGAUGGAUGCUUCUGAUGCUACAUUUUCUACAUAUUUCAGAGACGAUUCGUCCGAUAUAAGCGGAGACGAUGAAAUGGUUGUAACUGUGUAAAACUAGUGUAACACUUGUAUAAAUUUGUAUUAACUACGUGUAUAACUUGCAAAGGAUAGUAGUGUAUUGU
Molecule: messenger RNA, 7996 nt
Organism: Spathaspora passalidarum NRRL Y-27907
Lineage: Eukaryota; Fungi; Ascomycota; Pichiomycetes; Serinales; Debaryomycetaceae
Exons: 1
Coding region: 37-7926 (2629 amino acids)
Source: RefSeq, a predicted model, not a curated record